GGGGGGGGGGGGGGGGGGGGGGGCAGCAGCGGCGGCACCUCCACUCCCAAUGCCAGCGCGGCCAGCGCGGCCGGCAGCCUGCCCGGCAAGCCCGUGUACUCGACCCCGUCCCCGGUGGAGAACACCCCCCAGAAUAACGAGUGCAAGAUGGUGGAUCUGAGGGGGGCCAAAGUGGCCUCCUUCACCGUGGAGGGCUGCGAGCUCAUCUGCCUGCCCCAGGCUUUCGACCUUUUCCUGAAGCACUUGGUGGGGGGCUUGCACACGGUCUACACCAAGCUGAAGCGGCUCGAGAUCACGCCCGUGGUCUGCAACGUGGAGCAGGUCCGCAUCCUGAGGGGGCUGGGGGCCAUCCAGCCCGGGGUCAACCGCUGCAAACUCAUCUCCAGGAAGGAUUUCGAGACCCUCUACAACGACUGCACCAACGCCAGUUCUAGACCUGGAAGGCCUCCUAAGAGGACUCAGAGUGUCACCUCCCCAGAGAAUUCUCAUAUCAUGCCACAUUCUGUCCCAGGCCUAAUGUCUCCUGGAAUCAUCCCGCCAACAGGUCUGACAGCAGCAGCUGCAGCGGCAGCAGCUGCCACCAAUGCUGCCAUAGCAGAAGCAAUGAAAGUGAAAAAAAUCAAAUUGGAAGCUAUGUCGAACUAUCAUGCAAAUAAUAACCAGCAUGGAGCAGACUCUGAAAAUGGAGAUCUGAAUUCAAGUGUUGGGUUGGAACUUCCUUUUAUGAUGAUGCCCCACCCGCUGAUUCCCGUGAGCCUACCUCCAGCCUCUGUCACGAUGGCAAUGAGCCAGAUGAACCACCUCAGCACCAUCGCCAACAUGGCAGCAGCAGCACAAGUGCAGAGCCCUCCAUCCAGAGUGGAGACUUCUGUUAUUAAGGAACGUGUUCCAGACAGCCCUUCUCCUGCUCCUUCUCUUGAAGAGGGCCGAAGGCCUGGCAGCCAUCCAUCCUCCCAUCGAAGCAGCAGCGUGUCCAGCUCUCCUGCACGGACCGAGAGCUCUUCAGACAGAAUCCCUGUCCAUCAGAAUGGGUUAUCUAUGAACCAAAUGCUGAUGGGUUUGUCACCUAAUGUCCUGCCUGGACCUAAGGAGGGUGAUCUGGCUGGUCAUGAUGUGGGACAUGAGACAAAAAGAAUGCACAUUGAGAAAGAUGAGACCCCGCUCUCCACACCAACCGCAAGAGACAGCCUUGACAAACUUUCUCUAACUGGGCAUGGGCAACCACUACCUCCAGGUUUUCCAUCUCCUUUUCUAUUCCCUGAUGGAUUGUCCUCCAUAGAGACCCUUCUGACUAACAUCCAGGGUCUCCUAAAGGUUGCUAUAGACAAUGCCAGAGCUCAAGAGAAACAGGUCCAACUGGAAAAAACAGAGCUGAAGAUGGAACUCUUCAGGGAACGAGAACUGAGGGAAACACUUGAAAAACAGUUGGCUGUGGAGCAGAAGAACAGAGCAAUAAUUCAGAAAAGGCUAAAGAAAGAAAAGAAGGCAAAGAGGAAAUUGCAGGAAGCACUUGAAUUUGAGACUAAACGACGAGAGCAAGCAGAGCAAACACUGAAACAGGCAGCUUCAACAGAUAGUCUCAGGGUCCUAAAUGACUCUCUGACCCCAGAGAUAGAAGCUGACCGCAGCGGGGGCAGAACAGAUGCUGAAAGGACAAUACAAGAUGGAAGACUUUAUUUGAAAACUACUGUCAUGUACUGAAUUUUUCCUGCUGAAAAUACGUGUGCUACGGUAAAGAACAUUGCAGUAAGACAUUGCCUCGUAAGGAGUUCUGUGGAAACAAAACAUUUUCAAACCAACUUCCUCAACUUCAUUUAUCAAUGUUCUUCAAAAAUGUAAAGAAUUCUGCAAGAGUGUCCUCCUUUGGUUAUCUCCUGUGGCUCAACCUGGAGAUCUAGAGAAUGUUUGUAAAUGUACAGUAGCACUGUUCUCACAGCGAAUAUCUGCAUCUCUGCGCCGGACUAUUGUAUCCGAAAUUACAGGCGGUCAGAACAAGGCUGAGUAUUCUCUUUUUCAGGGAAUGCAGACUCUCUCCUCCUCUGAUGAUUCUAUAUUUGAGCACAUCCAAUGAUCCUUCCAGCGGUGUCCAAGUACACUUACAGACUGUUAUACCAUACCGAAACCAGCAAGACAGCUCAGAGAUGAACUUGUAGAGGGCAUAAGAGGAUUCUUAUUUAAAAAAGAAAGGAAAAAAAAAAAAAAGGUAAAAGAAGAAAAAAUUGAUACAUUCAGUUUUCAAACUAUGAUCGUGGGUUUUCUUCUAAAGACAUUUUUUCCACAUGCUUUCCAAGAG
Ficedula albicollis (Collared flycatcher) is the source of this 2293-nucleotide messenger RNA. It is a transcript of the gene DACH1, whose product is annotated as dachshund family transcription factor 1. Lineage: Eukaryota; Metazoa; Chordata; Aves; Passeriformes; Muscicapidae. The annotation marks the transcript as partial. The record is from RefSeq and is a predicted model, not a curated record. The transcript is spliced from 11 exons.